Talpa occidentalis (Iberian mole) is the source of this 4924-nucleotide messenger RNA. RefSeq names its product integrin alpha-M-like. Gene Ontology annotation, molecular function: integrin binding. The transcript is spliced from 31 exons. Gene Ontology annotation, cellular component: integrin complex; external side of plasma membrane. Gene Ontology annotation, biological process: integrin-mediated signaling pathway; cell adhesion mediated by integrin; cell-matrix adhesion. The coding region runs from base 97 to 3840 and encodes 1247 amino acids. Lineage: Eukaryota; Metazoa; Chordata; Mammalia; Eulipotyphla; Talpidae. The record is from RefSeq and is a predicted model, not a curated record.
GCCAGGGCUGGAAGGAGCUAAGACAGCCCCUAAAGACAGAAGAGGACAUGAGAGGCCACCGAAGGAAAGGGGACAACGACCCCAGCCCUGAAGAAGAUGAGCAGGGCCCCCGAAGAAGAAGGGGAGAUGAUGCCAGCCCCUGAAGAAAAGAAGACAGUUCCAGCCUUCGAAUCAAGAGGAACAGAAGCAUCCAGCAGCUGCCCUCCGAGGAGGGAAGAGAAGGACUGGGUCACGGACUGGGCCUCGGGCCUGUCUCUGACAUUGCCUGAAAGGAGCAUCAAAGGCCCUGGGCCUGGUGCCUCAAAAAGCUGUUUGUUGUUGGUACCUGGGUCUGAUGCUUUCUUGAAGUGGCUUGAAGUAUGCGAGAUUUCUGCUUCUUCAACCAUGAUUCACAGAUUUCUUCUGUUAACAGCCUUGGCCUUAUGUGAUGCGUUCAACCUGGACGCUGAGAAUGCAGUGGUCUUCCAAGAGCCAGCCCGGGGCUUCGGGCAGAGCGUGGUCCAGUUUGACGGAUCCCGGGUGGUGGUCGGAGCCCCCCAGGAGAUAGCGGCUCCCAACCAAACAGGCGCCCUGUACGAGUGUGACUACAGCACGGGCGCCUGCAAGCCCGUCCGCCUGCGGGUCCCCCCCGAGGCUGUGAACAUGUCCCUGGGCCUGUCCCUGGCGGCUGCCACCACACCGCCUCGCUUGCUGGCCUGUGGCCCCACCGUGCACCAAAUUUGCAAGGAGAACACCUACAUGAAUGGCUUCUGCUUCCUGUUUGGAUCCAACCUAAUGCAGGACCCCAAGAGGUUCCCUCAGACCCUCAGAGGGUGCCCUCGGCAGGACAUCGACAUCGCCUUCUUGGUCGACGGCUCUGGGAGCAUCGUACCCCCAGACUUUCAGCGGAUGAAGGAGUUUGUCUCAACAGUGAUGGGUCAAUUCCAAAACACCAAAACCUUGUUCUCUUUGAUGCAGUACUCUGAAGACUUCCAGACUCACUUCACCUUCAAAGAGUUCCGCAAUAGCCUGGACCCCGUAUCCCUGGUGAGGCCAAUAAAACAGCUGCUUGGAAGGACACACACGGCCACGGGCAUCCGCAAAGUGGUGAGAGAACUGUUUCACAGCAGCAGCGGGGCUCGGGAGAAUGCCUUUAAGAUCCUGGUUGUCAUCACAGAUGGAGAAAAGUUUGGUGAUCCCUUGAAUUAUGAGGACGUCAUUCCUGAGGCGAAUGACAACAACAUUAUCCGCUACGUCAUUGGGGUGGGGUCUGCCUUUAACAGUGCCGAGUCCCGCAAAGAGCUUAAUAUCAUUGCAAGCAAGCCGGCUCGAGAUCACGUAUUCCGGGUGAAUAACUUUGGAGCUCUGAAGACCAUUCAGGACCAACUUCAAGAAAAGAUCUUUGCCAUUGAGGGUACUCAGACAGGAAGUUCUAGCUCCUUUGAGAAUGAGAUGUCUCAGGAAGGCUUCAGCGCAGCCAUCACCCCUAGUGGUCCCUUGCUUGGUGCUGUGGGGAGCUUUGACUGGUCUGGUGGAGCCUUUCUGCAUACAUCAAAUGCUGCAGCCACCUUUAUCAACACAACCAGGGUAGACUCAGACAUGAAUGAUGCUUACUUGGGUUAUGCUGUUGAAGUCAUCUUGCAGAACCAGGUGCACAGCCUGGUUUUGGGGGCGCCUCGCUAUCAGCACAUUGGUCUGGUGGUGAUGUUCAAAGAGAAUGCACGUGUCUGGGAGACCAAAACUUCUAUCCAGGGAAGCCAGAUCGGCUCCUACUUCGGGGCCUCCCUGUGCUCUGUGGACAUGGACAGAGAUGGAAGCACAGACCUGGUCCUCAUCGGAGCCCCACAUUAUUAUGAGCAGACCCGGGGAGGCCAGGUGUCUGUGUGCCCCUUGCCACAGGGGAGGGCCAAGUGGAAGUGUGUGGCUGUCCUCCGUGGGGAGCAGGGCCACCCCUGGGCGCGCUUUGGGGCAGCCAUGACGGUGCUGGGGGAUGUGAAUGGGGACAAGCUGACGGAUGUGGCCAUUGGGGCCCCAGGAGAGCAGGAGAACCGGGGAGCUGUCUACCUGUUUCAUGGAACCUCAAAACAGGGCAUCAGCGCCUCCCACAGCCAGCGGAUUGAAGGCUCCCAGCUCUCCCCCAGGCUCCAGUACUUUGGACAGUCGCUGAGCGGGGGCCGGGAUCUCACAAUGGAUGGGCUGGUGGACCUGGCUGUGGGGGCCCAGGGGCAAGUGCUGCUGCUCAGGUCCCAGCCAGUGCUAAGAAUGGAAGCAGGCAUGGAGUUCACACCCCGGGAAAUGGCAAGGAAUAUAUUUGAGUGUCGUGAUGAGGCUGUGAGAAACCAGAUUGCUGGGGAGGUCAGAGUCUGCUUCCGUGUCCGUAAGAGCACGGUGGACCGGCUCCGAGAAGGAGAGAUCCAGAGUGACGUCACCUAUGACUUGGCUCUGGACCCCGGUCGCCCCCACCCCAGGGCCAUCUUCGAAGAGACCAAGAGCAGCUUACGCAGAAAAAUGCAGACCCUGGGACUGAGUCAGCAGUGCGAGACCCUGAAGCUGCUGCUGCCGGAAUGUGUGGAAGACUCAGUGACCCCCAUUGUCCUGCGCCUCAACUUUUCCCUGGAGGGGAAGCCAUCAUCUUCUUUUGGGAACCUCCGGCCGGUGCUGGAUGUGGGCGCUGAGAGAUACUUCACAGCCUCGUUCCCCUUUGAGAAGAAUUGUGGCAAUGAUAGCAUCUGCCAGGACGACCUCAGUGUGACCUUGAGUCUCCUGAACCUGGACACCGUGGUGGUAGGGGGUCCCCGGGACCUCAGCGUGACUGUCACUGUCAGAAACCAGGGCGAGGACUCCUACAUGACACAAGUCACCUUCUUCUUCCCUCCUGGCUUGUCCUACCGGAGGGUGUCACUGGCCCAGAACCCACGCUCAAAGCGGCCCUGGCGCCUGACCUGUGAGUCUGGUGGCUCCAGUGGAGACCCCAAGGUCCUGAAGAGCAGCAGCUGCCACGUGAACCACCCCAUCUUCCCAGACAACUCGGAGGCCGUCUUUAAUAUCACGUUUGAUGUGAAUCCUGAUGCAGCCCUUGGAAAAAGGCUUCUCCUCAAGGCCAACGUCACCAGUGAGAACAACAUGCCCAGGACCAGCAAAACCGAGUUCCAGCUGGAGCUGCCUGUGAAAUACACCGUCUACAUGGUGGUUGCCAGCUAUGAUGCCUCCACCAAAUAUCUCAACUUCACUGCCUCAGAGAAGACCAGCCGGGUGGUUCAGCAUCAGUAUCAGUUCCGCAACCUGGGGCAGAGGAGCCUCCCCAUCACCGUGGUCUUCUGGGUCCCUAUCAAGCUGAACCAGGUGGCCGUGUGGAACGACCCCCAGGUCAUCUCCGAGUACAUCUCCAGUAAGUGCAGCAAGGAGCAGGUGGUUCCUCCUCGCUCUGACUUCCUGGAGCAGCUUAAGAAGGCCCCAAUGCUGAACUGCUCCGUCGCCAUCUGCCUGAAAAUCCAGUGUAAGAUCCCAUCCUUCGGUGUCCAGGAGGACUUCACCGUCACCCUCAAGGGCAACCUCUCCUUUGAUUGGUAUAUCCAGACUCCACAUAACCACCUUCAGCUCGUCAGCACUGUGGAGAUCUUGUUUGACAGGUCCUCAUUUGCCCUGCCUCUAGGACAGGAGAACUUUGUGAGGGCCCAGACAGAGACCAAGGUGGAGCCAUUUGAAGUACACCGACCUGUCCCCCUUAUCGCGGGCAGCUCAGUGGGGGGGCUGUUGCUCCUGGCCCUCAUCACCGCUGUACUGUACAAGGUCGGCUUCUUCAAAAGGCAGUACAAGGACAAGAUGAGUGAAGCCACAGCUGAAGCUGCCCCGUCCCAGUAACGCUCCCCUCCUGCCCCACAGGAUUGUCUGGCCCAGCACUGGGCUCCCGGGCUGCUGGACAGAUGCGUCCUGUAGGCGACUGGGGCAGCGGCGUCCGUGCAGGAAAGACCUGCUUGGGUCUCCAUCCGGGCGUGUGUGCGUGCCGGCGUGCGCAUGAAUGUGUGUGAGUUGUGUGUGUGGCUCAGAUGUCUCGGGCACGGGGAAAGUGCGUUCAACCUCUCAGGCAGAGGGGGGUGGCUUGGGCCUCCCUUGGGGGGAUGAAGGUGCGGUUGGCCUUCCUCUGGACAUAGGUGAUGGCAGCUCUUGUAGGUGGACAUACAGGGAAAUGCAGCAGAGCCUCUCCCUGCUGAAGGACGUGCGGCUCGCAUUGUGGACAAGCACGCUGAGUGGCAGCAACCCCCGCAGCGGGACUGAGCCUGCCCGAGAAGCCCGUGGAACCAGCAUCUGGUCGGCUGGCAGGAUCCUGCCGAGGCCAUUCCACUAGAGCCAGGCUGUCCACUGAGCAAGGAUGCACCUCCCUAUGUCUAGCCAUUUAUUUAUUAUUUUAACGUUACUUUUCGCUAUUUGAAUGGAUAAACCUGUCCGUAGAGAAACCAAAAGACUCAGGAAAGUGUGUGGUGAAGUCUCCAGCCUGUUGCCCCAGCUGUUCAGUUCUCUCCUAAAGGGCAGUCAAGAUUGUGUAUUUUGGGGUCUCCUUCACGAAGAUUCCAGGCGUAUGCAAACACGUGCGUGUGUGCACGCGUAAGCACAUGCCCCCACACACAGCUUUUUUACACAGAAGUUACCAUAUGUCAUUUACACUGUUCUGCACAUAGCUUUUAAAAUUUAUAUAGCUCCGACGUGGUUUCAUAUCAACACAUUAAGUACUUUUGCAUUCUUUGCUAGAGCUGCAUAAUAUUCCAUUGUGUGGGUGAAUCAUGCUGUAUUUCACCAGGCUCCUUUUCAUAUGUUAUUUUCAACCUCUUACAAUUGCAAACAAUGGUGACUUAAUCAAUUGAAUUUGUGCCUUUUUGGAAUAUGUGUAAAGAUAAAUUAUAAUUUUAUAAAUUAUAAAUUUAAAAGAUAAAUUUAAAAUAUAUAUAAA